ACGCAGGGCCGGGCUGCUUUCCGGCGGCCGCUGAGAGACAGCUUUUCGGCGGCGCCCGGCGAGAGGCGCGAGGGGAGACUGACGUGAGCUCAUCGGUCUCUCCCGGGGGGAAGCCGGCGUCGAGAGGAGCCGAGCCCGAGCGGGGCCUGGCCUGUGGAGGCCUUCGCCAGCCGCGGGGCCGCGCCAGGCAGCCGCCGCCUCGUCCCACUUCUCCCCCGAGGCGCCGCACGGCCGGGCAGCGGAUCCAGGCCUCGGCCAGCGCCGGGCCUCCGGGGCCCUCCCGGGCUCAGCAUGCCCGGGGUGAAGCUGACCACCCAGGCCUACUGCAAGAUGGUGCUGCACGGCGCCAAGUACCCGCACUGCGCCGUCAACGGACUGCUGGUGGCCGAGAAGCAGAAGCCGCGCAAGGAGCACCUUCCUCUGGGCGGCCCGGGUGCCCACCACACCCUCUUCGUGGACUGUAUACCCCUCUUCCACGGCACCCUGGCCCUCGCCCCCAUGCUGGAGGUGGCCCUCACCCUGAUUGAUUCAUGGUGCAAAGAUAAUAGUUAUGUGAUUGCUGGUUAUUAUCAAGCUAACGAGCGAGUAAAGGAUGCCAGUCCAAACCAGGUUGCAGAAAAGGUGGCCUCCAGAAUCGCCGAGGGCUUCAGCGACACGGCUCUCAUCAUGGUAGACAACACUAAGUUCACGAUGGACUGCGUGGUACCCACAAUCCAUGUGUACGAACACCACGAAAACAAAUGGCGCUGCCGAGACCCUCACUACGAUUACUGUGAAGACUGGCCAGAGGCCCAGAGGAUCUCGGCAUCACUCCUGGAAAGCCGGUCCUAUGAAGCGCUCGUGGAUUUUGAUAAUCACCUGGAUGACAUUCGGAAUGACUGGACAAACCCAGAGAUCAAUAAAGCUGUUCUGCACCUGUGUUAGGGAGGGAUCUCAGUGACUGGCCUCUGGGCAUUUCCGCUACACUGAAGAAGAAAAGCUAUUUUUAAAUGUAAAUAAAAUCUCUCAUAGCCCGUGUGUCAAGCUGACAGUUUUCAGAAGUGGCAUGUGCCUUGCAAGAGGGCACAGUGUCCCGUCAGUCGUCUUUCUAAUGCAGAGCCUCGAGAACAGGCACAGACUGUCCCACCUGACCAUCCCUGUGGAGUCCUUCCCAGUUGUACGUUGCUAUAAUUCUUUAAAUCAAAGCUAUUUCUGCUUGUCCGAGAUUGUUCCUAUUAAACGAUUUUAACCUUUUAUAA
Lagenorhynchus albirostris (white-beaked dolphin) is the source of this 1238-nucleotide messenger RNA. RefSeq names its product ER membrane protein complex subunit 8 (gene EMC8). NCBI's taxonomy places the organism in Eukaryota, Metazoa, Chordata, Mammalia, Artiodactyla, Delphinidae. Bases 292 to 924 code for a protein of 210 amino acids. The transcript is spliced from 5 exons. The record is from RefSeq and is a predicted model, not a curated record. Gene Ontology annotation, cellular component: EMC complex.